Molecule: messenger RNA, 603 nt
Organism: Spodoptera frugiperda (fall armyworm)
Lineage: Eukaryota; Metazoa; Arthropoda; Insecta; Lepidoptera; Noctuidae
Product: zinc finger protein Xfin-like
Exons: 1
Coding region: 1-603 (200 amino acids)
Source: RefSeq, a predicted model, not a curated record
AUGUACAUCUGCGACCAUUGUGAUCGCGGCUUCGUUGAGAAACGCAACUUAAUCCUCCAUUUAAAAGUCCACGAUGAAUAUUUCACUCAGCCGCAGCAACAGUAUAAAUGUAUAGCCUGCGACACCAGUUUCUGUGAGGAGAGAUUACUGAAAUACCAUAUAAGGAAGAAGCAUUUCAAUUUUCAAGAAAAUGAACCAACUUUUGUUCAAAAACAACUGAAUGAGACCUGGGUAGAACGCGUUCUAGAAUCAGAAGUUUGCGUCGAGAUGACAAAGGUAAACAACAACAUUUUAAACAUUAAAAAGAUUCCAAAAUCAAAUGCUUUAAAAAUAACCACAGACAACGUAGAGGCCAAUAGAUUUAAGGAGUAUAUGUCUUCAGUGAUCGCAAGCAAAGAUAAGUCUCAGUAUUCCAAAGCUAUUUGUGAUUAUUGUAACAAGGAGAUGUUGAAAAAGAGUUUGAUUGCUCACAUCAGGGAGAGGCAUACACGGUCAAAGCAGUUUUACUGUGAGCAGUGUAAACAAGGGUUCAAUAGACAGUAUCAGAUGGUAAAUCAUAUUUGUGGCAAAUAUAAAAAUAGGAUUAAGAAACAAUUAUGUUAG